AUGCCGUAUACUCUCAACAGGUUUUCUCAUUUGCUCCUUGGGACAGCUCGGUAAGGAUGAUACAGUCAGUUCUAUCUCACAGAUAAUCAAGCUCAGGCUUUCAGAGCCUAAGUCACCUUCCCAGAAGAACAGGCCCGGCACCACCUCUGCGCACAACCCCGCGGGCCUGGCUCAGGCGGGAGUGCGGGGCCAGCACCAUGAGCGCCCCGGGCAGCCCCGACCAGGCCUAUGACUUCCUGCUCAAGUUCCUGCUGGUGGGCGACAGGGACGUAGGCAAGAGUGAGAUCCUGGAGAGCCUGCAGGAUGGUGCAGCUGAGUCCCCGUACAGCCAUCUCGGGGGGAUCGACUACAAGACGACCACCAUCCUGCUGGACGGCCAGCGGGUGAAGCUGAAGCUCUGGGAUACGUCGGGGCAGGGAAGAUUUUGUACCAUAUUCCGCUCCUACUCUCGUGGUGCACAAGGAGUGAUCCUGGUCUACGACAUUGCAAACCGCUGGUCUUUCGAGGGUAUGGAUCGAUGGAUUAAGAAGAUUGAGGAACAUGCCCCUGGUGUCCCUAAAAUCCUGGUGGGGAAUCGCCUACAUCUGGCAUUCAAGAGGCAGGUGCCCAGGGAGCAGGCCCAGGCCUACGCCGAGCGCCUGGGUGUGACCUUCUUUGAGGUCAGCCCUCUGUGCAAUUUCAACAUCAUAGAGUCUUUCACGGAGCUGGCCAGGAUAGUGCUGCUGCGGCACAGGAUGAAUUGGCUCGGGAGGCCGAGCAAGGUACUGAGCUUGCAAGACCUCUGCUGCCGCACCAUCGUGUCCUGCACACCUGUGCAUCUGGUGGACAAGCUCCCGCUCCCCAGUACCUUAAGAAGCCACCUCAAGUCCUUCUCCAUGGCUAAGGGCCUGAAUGCCAGGAUGAUGCGAGGCCUCUCCUACUCCCUCACCACCAGCUCCACUCACAAGAGCAGCCUCUGCAAAGUGGAGAUCGUCUGCCCACCCCAGAGCCCACCCAAAAACUGCACCAGAAACAGCUGCAAAAUUUCUUAAGGAAGGCACCAAAAGGAAACAAGCUGGAAUCGCUCCAGGAAAAACUCUGGUUACACCUGGAAGAUGGAAGUCGCAUUGUAGAUUCAAGAAAUUAGUUUUCAGUUUCUCACGGGAACCAUGCUGCUUGGGAAUGUGUGUGAUGCCUUCUGUCAAUAAAAACACAUUACACAGUUUGACUUUGAAUUUCUAUUUGGAUGUGCAUGAAGCUCUUGUUUUAAACGUGUGUUUAUAAAGGGGAAAUUAGUACUUUGCUCAACUCUUGAUAACGUGAAAUUUUGAAUGUUACUUAUAUCAUAAUCACGCUGCAACUUUUUCCUUAAAAUAACCGCCUUUGUUAGAAUGGUGAUAUGGCAAUGAUGAGUAUAAAUUCAAGGAAAUUUGAGAAGCAAUGAUAGUGAGAUAAUUCAGUCAUCGAUAGUACAAGAGGGGCCUUUUUGUAAACCUCCUUUUUAAUGUCAAAGCACCAAUUUAUAAAACACUGCAGAUGCAUAUAGAGAUUGUAUAUAACAGAUCUGUCCAGCUUGUGCAUGAAAUGGAUUUGAUAAAGUUUUUGCUAUGUUAUUUACUACAUUUGGGGAUUAAUACGUGAUUUAUAUGUAUGUUUUUCUGUAAAUCUACUUUUUUUGUACGAGAUGUUCUACAAGAUAUGAAGCUAAGGGAGGAAAACACCAAAGAUAUCUCUAGUUAUGUUGAACAUAGCCAAUAUGGUUUCAAUGGAUCAAUAAGAAAAAACCAUUUCAGUAAGGAAUGAAAUACGUACUUAUUUGAGAAAAUGUUUCUUAACAGUAAAAAAGUAUAUAUUUUUCUCUUUGGUAAAACGAAAAGAGAGGAAAAAUAUGUAUAGUGUAACCCCGCAAGAUGAGGCUUUGCAGAAAAACAAUGCAAUAGAACAUGGCGGGGCAGGCCCAUUAUAAGGCCUUAGGUGAGUCAUUUCCCCUGUGCUGGCCAGUUUUGGUUAACACCUCUCAGAUCAAUAUAGAGGUUAAUGAGAUCACAUCUGGGAAAGCACUUCUGAGACCUUAGAUGGGAAAGAAGGAGAAGUGGUUUCCACGUAGUUACUUUCCAAUUUACACUGUUGAUUAUUAUAAUAAUUGAUAUUGGAUGAACUGAGUAAAUAUAAGUCCUUGUACUCUUUUGUAAUUGAAUGACCAUUUAUUUGUGCAUUGUCAUAGGGUGAUUGUAACAAAGUCCCGCAGAAGGGCAGUAUCUCUGGCCUCACGGAGCUGUGGGGACUCACCCUUCCUGAACGCUGGUACUUUUCUAUCUCAUGAAUUUCCCACAACAUUCCUGGGAGGUAGAGGAUAUAAUCUCUACACCAUCCUGUAGCUUAAGAAACAGGGAUGUUUGCAGGUUAAGCAACCUGGCUGGGGAGCAUCCUGCCACUAAGUGGAAAAGCAGAGACUAGCAUCCUAUAUGCCCCCAGGCAGACUGUGAUGCUGAGCUGCACAUCACAACAUAACCAAGCAAAUCUUGCUUUCCUGCUGACCUGGGUCACUACUGAAAUCUGUAUCUUCAGCUCUGAAGCCAGGCUGCCAGUUCUGUCUCUCUUAUGAAAGACAGAGAACCUUGUCAGACCUAAAUUUCCUACUCUGUAGACAAGGGAGUGUGUCUGGGCCAUUGCUUUAGAAACGAGUCCGCAGACAGUUCCUGUAUCAGGAAGAAUAUGCACUCUCAGAGGGACAGGGGCCAUGCUGAGGGUGAAUACUUGAAGGAGCAGGCCCCAAACACAUGCAGAUCGGGGAUGCAUAGAGUCUUUAAUAGAAAUUACCAAAUCAACCUUGAAAGAGGUUGUACUAAAUGACAUCCCCACCACCAAUAUGAAACAGGGUAGGCUUCCCCGCAUGCCCACCUUACUGGAAUCCUGAAUGGUUUCUUUUUAUACUUUGAUGAUAUGACAGGUGGAAAUUCUUUCAUUGUCAUUAUAUUUAAUUUGAUGUUCAGAUAACUUAAAAAAUUCCCUAGUAUACAAAAUGCUCUGAUAAUCAUCAUUGCAUUAUAUUUUUAUUGCAAACUGGUCCAUUUUCAUAUGUAGCCUAAAAACAAUGAGCAACAGGCACAUUAGCCUGCAAGUUCUCCUAGAGCUACUGGUGGCAUUAUGGUUCCAGGGUGUGUUUGUGGCCUCUGGGGAAUACUGAUGGCAGUGUGUUUGUCUAGAAGAUUAAGAACAUCUCUCUGUGAUAUUAGUUGAAUUCAAUAUUAGAGAAGAGCUGGAGUCUUUUUAAGUGACACAAGAGCUGGACCACAACAUGCUUCUGAGCAGGCUGUAAUCCUGUCCCUGUGAUGGACAGCAAGCCUUUCUGUGACCUCACCUGCUCAGGUCAGGGUGGAUCCCUCCAGAACGUAAGGUAUGGCAAUUGGCCUAAAUCUGCUUCUGAACACUGAAGCUGAGUGCUCCCAUCUUCCUGCCGUCAGUUGCAGAGACUGGAGAAGCUGCAUCUUCUCAGACACCAAAACCACGGGUUCAGUCACCUGUGUGAGGAGCUCAGUGCUGGAAGAUAAAAUACCAGCACCUGUUUGACACAUCGUGCAUCCAUCCAUCCAUCUGUCCAUCCAUCCAUCCAUCCAUCCAUCCAUCUAUCCAUCCCCAUAGUUAACAGGCAUUAAAGUCAAAUGACACCAUCCCUCUGGUUAAGUUUUAGACUUCCCCAGAAUAGAAACAAGGAAGUAAGGGGGUUGUGGUAAACUCAGUUUCUAGACCUAAGAAGAGAUGGCUCCUUCUCCUUAAUAUUUCCACCCUGAGAGAGCCUCUUAUCAUUGAUAAUUUUAAAACAUAAUUUAAAACCCUAGACCUCUCUCUACAACCCUAGUUACUGUUCUCUUUACAUAUAUUCUCCCAUUGCAACCAAAGUUCUAUGAAGAAUUCUCAAUACUCAACUCACAUCCCUUUGCACCUCCCUCCACCUCAGUCCUCAUUCCUCAUCUAAUGGUGCUUUGUUCCCGCACCCCUCUGUUGAAAUGAACCCCAUCAAAACCAACAGCCACCCCUUUGUCCCAUUUAUAGAUCAAGAGUGUUAAAAUGAACAUCUAUAUGGAGACAAAGCUUCCCCCGCAAUGACAAAAUUCAGUUGCUUUUGUAUAGACAAAGAUUAUAUUGCAAUGCUAUAUUUACCUAAAAGCUAGCAUUGUAAAAUAGCUUCCAUAAGAGUCAGUCAGAUAACGUGAAGGCUGUGCUACAGGAACUGUGCUAUCAGUUGAAGUACAACAUUUCCCCAACAUAUCCCAUACUAUUGCUUCAAUAAAAGGAAUUUUGCAAAUAGAUUUACUGCAUGUUAGCAAUAUUUUUAUGAUCACUUCAAUAAAUUCUGUUUAUUGUUUUAUUUCUUUCUGAAGGAAUUACUAAGUAUGCAAUGUAAUCGCCUGAAAUUAAAAUGUUGUUUCAAAAUUUGUCGUGGUUAAAUAUAUUGCCUAAAAGCAUUGUCUGAUUGUUUAAUAUGCCAUAAUUUGGUAAUAUAAUGGUGGUGAAAUAUAAUAGUAGAUAGAGGGAACUCUUGCAGUCUCCUGAUUAGGUCAGAAUUCUUCUACUGCACCACACAAAUCAUAAUUCUGGAAUUCCUUUUGGAAUGUUUCCAUUUGGUAAACUAUCACAACUAUAUGAUAAGUGUACAUGAUUCCAUACUGAUAUAAAUUAAGUGUUUCCAUUGACAAAGAAAUGGGUCAGAGAAGACAAAUUGUCUCAAUCAAAUAAUUCUAAACAAUAUAUGUGGCUAACCCUCAGUUCAUGAGGUGAAGUUUAAUUCUGUCCUCUACCUCCUAAGAACAGGGCUGACUUAGUGACUUACUUCUACAGAAAAGAGUAUAGGAAUGUAAAAUAGUUACCACACACUGGAGAAAUUUGGCAAACAGUACCUUAACCAAGUGAUGAAGGUUAACAUCACCAUUGAUAUCAUAUGGGUAGCAUGUAAACCCAUAUAUGGUGUGAUAAAAAGGGCAAUUCAUCUCUGCGGUAUUCCUUCUGAAAACCCAUAACCUCAGUCUAAUAAUGAGAAAAACAAGUUAUGCCUGUACUUCUCAUGAAAUCAAGCUUAUGAAAAUAGUCUGGCCAUACCUCAAAUGGUUAACAGGGAGUUACCAUAUGACACAGCAAUUCCACCCCUAGGUACAUAGCCAAAAGAAAUAUGCCUACAUAAAAACUUGUACCUGAAUGUAUACAGGAUCAUCAUUCAAAAUAGCCAAAGAGUGGAAACAACCCAAAUGCUCAUCAAUUGAUACAUGGAUAAAAUGUGGUAUAUUCAGCAAUAAAUAUGGAUGAGGAACUGAUAUAUGCUGCAACACAGAUUUUGAAAACAUUAUGUAAAGUGAAAGAAGCCAGAUGCAAAAGACCAAAUAUUGUUUGAUUUCACUUAUAUAAAAUGUCAAAAACAAGCAAAUCCACAGAGAAACAAAGCAUAUCUGUGAUUGCCUAGGGCUGGGGGUGGGCACAGGGAUUAACUGCAUUCAAGCAGGAUGGGUAAUCUUAGGGUGAUGAAAAUGUCUAAAACUCAACGAUGAAGUCCCAGCUACAGCAAUCAGACAAGAGAAAGAAAUAAAGGGCAUCCAAACUGGAAAAGAAGAAGUCAAAUUAUCCUUGUUUGCAGAUGACAUGAUCUUAUAUUUGGAAAAACCUAGACUCCAUCAAAAAACGAUUAGAACUCAUAAACAAAUUCAGUAUAGUUGCAAGAUACAAAAUCAACAUACAAAAAUCAGUAGUGUUUCUAUAUGCCAGCCAAGAGUGAACAAUCUAAAAAAUAAAUUUAAAAGUAAUCCCAUUUACAAUAGCCAUAAAUAAAAUUAAAUACACAGGAAUUAACCAAAGAAGUGAAAGGCCUCUAUAAUGAAAGCUAUAAAACACUGAUGACAGAAAUUGAAGAUGACGCCAAAAAAUGGAAAAGUAUUUCAUGUUCAUUGAUUGGAAGAAUCAAUAUUGUUAAAAUGUCCAUUCUACUCAAAGCAAUCUACAGAUUUAAUACAAUCCCUAUCAAAAUACCAAUGACAUUCUCCACAGAAACAGAACAAUCCUAAAAUUCAUAUAGAAUCACAAAAGACCCAGAAUUCCCAAAGCUAUCUUGAGCAAAAAGAACAAAACUGGAGGAAUCACAAUACCUCACUUCAAAUUAUACUACAGAGCUAUAUCACCAAAACAGCAUGGUACUGGCAUAAAAACAGACACAUAGACCAGUGGAACAGAAUAAAGAACCCAGAAACAAAUCCACACACCUACAGUGAACCCAUUUUCAACAAAGAACCUAUACUGAGGAAAAGACAGUCUCUUCAAUAAGUGGUGCUGGGAAAUCUGGAAAUCCAUACGCAGAAGAAUGAAAAUAGACCCUCUAUUUCUUGCCAUAUACAAAAAUUAAAUCAAUAUCAGUUAAAGGCUUAAAUCUAAGACUUCAAACUAUGAAACUACAAGACUUUGGGGAAACUCUCCAGGACAUUGGUCUGGGCAAAGAUUUCUAGAGUAAUACCCCAACACAGGCAACCAAAGCAAAAACGGACAAAUGGAAUCACAUCAAGUUAAAAAGCUUUUGCACAGCAAAGGAAACAAUCAACAAAGUGAAGAGACAACCCACAGAAUGGGAGAAAAUAUUUGCAGACUACCCAUUUGACAAGGGAUUAAUAACCAGAAUAUAUAAUGAGCUCAAACAACUCUAUAGCAAAAAUAACUAAACUGAUUAAAAGGUGGGCAAAAGAUUUGAAUAGACAUUUCUCUAAAGAAGACAUACAAAUGGCAGACAGGCAUAUGAAAAGGUGCUCAACUUCAUUGAUCAUCAGAGAAAUGCCAAUCCAAACUACAACAAGAUAUCAUCUCACCCCAGUUAAAAUGGCUUAUAUCCAAAAGACAGGCAAUAACAAAUGCUGGCAAGGAUGUGGAGAAAAGGGAAACCUUGUACACUGUUGGUAGGAAUGUAAGUUAGUAAAACCACUAUGUAGAACAUUUUGAAGGUUCCUCAAAAAAACUAAAAAUUGAACUUCCAUAUGACCCGCAAUCCCACUGCUGGGUAUAUACCCAAAAGAAAGGAAAUCAGUAUAUUAAAGAGACAUCUGCACUCCCAUGUUUGUUGCAGCACUGUUCACUAUAGCUAACAUUUGGAAGCAACUUAAGUGUCCAUCAAGAGAUGAAUGGAUAAAGAAAAUGUGGUACACAUACACAACGGAGUACUAGUCAGCCAUCAAGAAGAAUGUGAUUCAGUCAUUUGCAAAAACAUGGAUGGAACUGGAAGUCAUUAUGUUAAGUAAAAUAAGCCAGGCACAGAAAGACAAACAUUGCAUGUUCUCACUUAUUUGUGGGAGAUAAAAAUGAACGCAAUUGAACUCAUGGAGGUAGAGACUAGAAGGAUGGUUACUAGAGGCUGGGAAGGAUGGUGGCAGGCUGGAGGGGAGGUGCAUAUGGUUAAUGAGUAUAAAAAAAUUAGAAAGAAUGAAUAAGACCUAGUACUUGGUAGCACAACAGGGGGACAAUAGUCAAUAAUAAUUUAAGUGUGCAUUUCAAAAUAACUAAAAGAGUAUAAUUGAAUUGUUUGUAACACAAAGGAUAAAUGCUUGAGGGGAUGGAUACCUAAUUUUUAAUGAUGUGAUUAUUACACAUUCCCUACCUGUACCAAAAUCUCAUGUAUCCCCAAAAAUAUAUAUGCCUAUUAUGUACCCACAAAAAUUAAAAAUAAAAGAUUUUAAAACCCUCAA
This is a messenger RNA of Homo sapiens (human), 7688 nucleotides long. RefSeq names its product RAB40A, member RAS oncogene family (gene RAB40A). The transcript has 2 exons. Bases 198 to 1031 code for a protein of 277 amino acids. Gene Ontology annotation, cellular component: plasma membrane. The record is from RefSeq and is a predicted model, not a curated record. Gene Ontology annotation, molecular function: GTPase activity; G protein activity; GTP binding. NCBI's taxonomy places the organism in Eukaryota, Metazoa, Chordata, Mammalia, Primates, Hominidae. Gene Ontology annotation, biological process: protein ubiquitination; intracellular signal transduction.